AAUUCUAUUCCAUUAAGGAUCUUUUAUUGACUUUGAUAAAAAAGAGUUCAUGUUUCGUGAUCGUUGAACAAAAAAAGAUCAUACUCCUAACAUCUAUCUAUCCUAUCUAUCCAUUAUUUGAAAUAACUGAAUUAACAUUUUUCAUACAAUAUGGUUGCUUCAGAAUUUCUCGGUUAUAUUCAAUCAUUUUCUGUAUGUAACUUUGUUGGAUUUGAAGAUUUAGCUGAUCGAGCAAAUUUUCAAUGGAAUGUUAUUGUACUACUACUAUGCAUGGUUUUAGUAACAAUGAGACAAUAUUUUAUGACUCCAUUAGUGUGUUAUUUACCGACAACAGUGAGUGGAGUCAAUGCAGAUUCUUAUAUUACUAAUCUGUGUUGGAUUGAAGGGACAUUUCCUAUUAAUUUAACAUCUGGGAUUGUACCACACAAACUACAGGAAUGGGAUGCACUUCGACCGCAACAAAUGAAUUAUUAUCAAUGGGUACCAUUAGUAUUAGGUUUACAAGCUAUUCUAUAUUAUAUUCCACGUAUUAUAUGGAGUAUAUUCACCUAUAAUCGUACUGGUACAGAUUUACAAAAUUUAAUACGUCAAGCUAAUUUAAUUACUAAAGAAGAUGGUGAAAAACGUCAAAAAAUGGUACAACAUAUUGCUAAAACAUUAGAAUUAUUAUUAUUUAAUCGUCGUGAAUAUCGUACAAUGGAUACAUUGAAUCAUUCAUUUCGUCGGUCAUUAUCAUUUAUGCCUGGUAAACGUCAUGGCAACAAUUUAAUUUAUGUUUAUUUAACUAUUAAAAUCUUAUAUUCAAUUAUUGGCUUUUUUCAAUUAUAUUUAAUGUAUUUUUUUUUACGUUUUAAUUCAUAUGAAGGUUAUUGGUUAUUUGGUUAUCGUUUAUUAACUGAUAUAAUAAAUGGUAAACAAUGGACAGAAACACAAAUUUUUCCUAGAGUCGGUAUGUGUCGACAUACUCUACAACAUGUUGGUGCUAGUAAUACAUUAUUUGCACAAUGUGUAUUACCAAUUAAUAUGUUAAAUGAAAAAAUUUAUAUUUUUUUAUUUUUUUUUCUUGGUUCCAUUAUGUUGCUAACUAUAUUGAGUAUACCAUUAUGGUUAUAUCGUAUGGGUUUAAAACAACGUCAAAGGCAUUUUAUUAAAAGAUUUUUAAAAAUUGCUGAUGUUUAUGAUCGUAAUGAUCCUAAAAUGGCAUUACUUACCGAUCGUUUUAUGAAUGAAUUUUUAAGAAAAGAUGGACAUUUUAUAUUACGUAUGUUAUCAAUGAAUGCUGGUGAUUUAAUUACUGUAGAAAUUGUAUGUAAUUUAUUUGCGGAUUAUAAAAAACGGUUUAUCGGUAUUGAUUUUCGUGGUCCACCACCACCACCACCAAAAUUACAUAAUAAUAAAUAUCAUGAUUUUGAUGGUUAUAUUACUACAGCAACAACAAUACCAGCACAACAACAUUCAAAUGAUAUAAUCAAAUUAAAUAAUCUUGAUAAAAAUCCAUCUGGUUUUAUUAGAUUAGAAGAAGGUGGUACAGCGAAUUUACGUCAACGACCAGCAAUUCCAUCUGCACCAAUUUAUUCAGAGAAUUCAAUUCCACCAGCAUAUCAAUAUGCAACUAGUAUAAAAGAUUCAGAAAUUUAUCCAUUAAGUAUUGUACGAAAUAUGCCACGUGAUACUACUACUACUAAUACACCAAUGGAAACGAACACUAAUGUUACUAAUUCAAAUCAAUAUACACCUAAAAAAAUUGAUGAUAAUAUUAUUGUUCAUGAAAAAGAACAAUUGAAUAAAGUUCCACAAUAUACUCCAACGGAAGUAUAAUGUUUUGAAUACAUUUAUUACUAGGAUAGGGGAGGGGAAAGUGAAAGUGUAGGGGGGGGCGUGUUUGUGUGUGUAUGUGUGGGUGGAUGGAUGGAUGAAUGGAUGCAUAUAAAUAAUCCAAUGUGUGUGUGUGUGUGUGUGGUCACUUCUUAAUUUGAUGGCAUAUCUUACGUGAUUGUUUAAUCAUUGUUAAUAAAUUCUAAUAAAUCACUAUGUUGGUUAUUCCAUUUGUAAUCUUUAUGUACUCUAUGUCUAUGUUAUAUAAUGUGAAUAACAAACGUUUUUUUUGUUUGUUCAUAUGUUCAUUUUUGACUAUUCUUCUUGUUUGUUAGACAUUAAACAUUGUAAUUACUAUAUACUAUGUGUUCCCUCAUUUCUCUUCUGUUUUUCUUUGUAUACGAACUUUGUUUGGUUUGGUUUUUCUAAAAAAAAAUUUUGUAACAUUC
This is a messenger RNA of Schistosoma curassoni, 2264 nucleotides long. Lineage: Eukaryota; Metazoa; Platyhelminthes; Trematoda; Strigeidida; Schistosomatidae. The record is from the annotation of a GenBank genome assembly.